AGUUCCCUCGUGGUCGUGGCGGCCGUGAUGUUGAUCUCAAUUCAUCCCUGUAAAAACAUUCUCAAUCAUGUGCAACCACUGCCUUGUCGCACCUUGAAGAGAUCUUGGAUGAUCUUGUUCAACAUCGGGGGAGAAUUUAUUCAAUCGUCCUGAUCGGUCAUUAUCCGAACCUGCAUUAGUUUUCGUAAAACCUUCGGCAGACGCGAACGAAGAAUGUCACUUAAAGACAAGGCGUAUUCCCAUCCUGCUCUGCAGCCAGGGAAAAUUGCGGUGAUUACCGGUGCUGCAAAUGGGAUCGGAAAAGCGUGUGCGCAGACCUGCGCAUCGCGUGGCAUGAAAGUUGCGAUGGCCGAUAUCCAGGCCGAGAAGCUGCAACAGGUCGCGGACGAAUUCUUGGCAGGGGGUGUUUGUACUGCCCCCGAGAAUCUGCUUGUGGUGCCAACGGAUGUCACCAGUCUCGAACAAAAUCAGCAACUGUGCGAGAAAGUGUACGCCACUUUCGGUGGCUGCGAUUUCGCGCUGUUCAAUGUGGGCAUCAGCACGGGUAAAGGGGCAAAUCCACUCUUUCUUGACCUCGAAAAGUGGAAGCGAACCCUGGACAUUAACCUCUGGAGUACGAUAUAUGGGAUUCACUGUUUCGUGCCGAGGAUGAUUGCGCAGGCGGAUAUCCAGGAAAAAACACCCAUCCACAUCCAAUUUGUCAUGCAAAAGAUACAUAAAAUUCUGUGUUUGUCAUGCAAAAAAUGGAUGUGGAUGGGUUUUCUUCUGUGGAUAGCGGAAGCGGAAGGGGAGAAGAGUGAGCCGCGCAUCGUCGGCGCAACUUCCAGUCGACAGGGGCUGACCCUGAACCCCGGGGACACGCCGUACGUGAUAACGAAGGUGGGGCAGCGUGCAGUCAUGGAGUCGGUAGAGCACGAGUUACGCAACCUGCCCGGAAACCACAAGCUUCGGGGCGUAUGCCUGUUCCCAGGCCGAACGGUUACCGACAUCGUGGCAAGCCUAGUGGUAUCAACAGUAAAAAUGUCUGGGUCUGGAAACUUGUGAUGCUGGGCGGCGUCUCAUGAUGAGGCUACAAAUGCUGGCUCACCAUGACAAGUUUCUGAGCUCCUACUAGGUGUUGCCUAUUGUGCAUGACAAACUGCGCUUCUGCAUCACAGGAAAACGGAGCUCUUGGGUAACGUGCAUGACAGAUUUAAGAGUCAUGCCAGACAAGCAUGACAAACAUCAAUUCUUCCAGACCCAGACAUCAUUGCAUUUGAUAAGUGGAAUACGACGGAGAUAAGGAAAGAGCAGCGGAUAUUCGAAAAGACCUGACGAAGGCAUGGGGACCGGACGCCAUGCCGGUACAAUUUGUCCAUCUUGAACACAUGUUUUCUAUUUCUUUUCGUCGUUUCGCCACCAGAUCAAAGGAAAUUUCCCGUAACUAAUUUAUUUUUAUGCCACUUUCUACUUCAUACAAAUACACCAGGUGGAGCAUCCGGUUGAAGUUUUGUUUGAUGCUAUCGAGGAGGGCAAGUUCUAUGCUGUGUGCACGGACCACUACAAGACGAAAAACGCCUGUUUGGGUGAGGUCCGUUCGAGUGCAGCGGAUGUCUGCGAAAAUCGCCCCCCGGCAAGCCGCUGGCAUUCGGAAUGGCAAGAGAAAUUUCUUCAAGAAAAUCCCGAGGCAAAAAAAGUUGAUCUGAAGGGGGAAGUUCGGGGGUUUUGAUGAUUGGCAGUCCAGUUGUCACCAAGAAGCAGUAGAUGUGCGCGCGCGCGCAUUAUAUCGUCGCUGCCGUAUGUGACCGAAUGGUUGUAGUCGCGAUCAAAAACAUACAACAUCAAUAUGUGAACGCGUCUAGGACGAUUACGCACCUCCAGCAGGAGUUAGUGCCUGUAUCCGCAGCAUGAGCAGGAUGCAUUAUGAUCCGUGGCUGGC
Amoebophrya sp. A120 is the source of this 1918-nucleotide messenger RNA. The record is from the annotation of a GenBank genome assembly. NCBI's taxonomy places the organism in Eukaryota, Dinophyceae, Syndiniales, Amoebophryaceae.